Messenger RNA from Helobdella robusta, 880 nucleotides. RefSeq lists its product as hypothetical. The record is from RefSeq and is a predicted model, not a curated record. The transcript is spliced from 6 exons. The coding region runs from base 35 to 880 and encodes 281 amino acids. Lineage: Eukaryota; Metazoa; Annelida; Clitellata; Rhynchobdellida; Glossiphoniidae.
AUUAUAUUUAUUUAAAAAUAUUGUAACUAAUAAAAUGAUUAAGAUUAUUUUCCUUUUAACAAUACUGGUACACUUAGAGUUAGCGAGAAGUGAGAUUAACAUUCAAAAAUACACGAAAGCCCACAGCUACCUGACGGUGAAGAAUCAAAAAACUUCAAUUUGCUUUGACGAUCAGAUGAAAGUUUUGAAGAAAUUGAGAGCUAAAACAGCAUUGGACUGUCUCAGCAAGUGCCUGUCAGCCACGAACAACAACUUGAGAGGCAUCAACUACGUGGCAUCUGUGGCAUCUUGCUCCUGUGUUCCAAAAGUAACUGACGUCUGGUACAACGUCACCAACAGUUCCAAUCUUCCAGGAUGUGUGUCCUUCUUCACACACGAAUGUCCCAGGAGUUUCGACUACGUGGUUGAGAACCACAAAUGUUUCAGUCUGCAGACGAGUCUGAACACGUGGCACAACUCGAGGACUCUCUGCAACAACCUCCUCUCGUCCCACCCUGUCAUCAUUGAAAGUUCCACCGAGAAUCGUGCCGUCCAGCUAUACGCCAUAGCAGUUAAGAAAGAUUCCGUACCAUGCCUUCUGCCAGGGUAUGCCGAUACAUUUUUCAUCUGGACUGCCUCCUAUAUAACCUACAACAACAGCGUUCGCACGCCCUUCCUCUGGUCCCCACAACCAGGUCAAUACAAGAGGAUGGUGUAUUACAGUUGGUUGAGUGGAGAGCCGAACACGCCAGCCGAUGGUCCUGAGUGCUGCGUUAGCUACAGUCUGGAUUUCUAUUUAUCGAACUCAUUUGCCAAGAGGUCCCAGCCUAACAUAUGCAAUGAAAUUGACGCCCUGUAUGUAUUUUUAGACGCGUCAACAAUAAACACGCAGAGUAUGUGA